This is a messenger RNA of Heterotrigona itama, 1523 nucleotides long. NCBI's taxonomy places the organism in Eukaryota, Metazoa, Arthropoda, Insecta, Hymenoptera, Apidae. The record is from the annotation of a GenBank genome assembly.
CUUAACUUUUCCACAGUCAUAGACACAAUCUUCAUCUUCGACACUGAUCGUAGUGUCGAUCUGGAUGCUGUAUCCUAGCAAUAGUCGAUAUUAAUCAUAUUCGGCUGUCGCUAUACAAUUCUCAUUUCACUCGCUGUUGUCACAGAUCUAUAAAAGUUUAUAAACGGACAAUGAAGAAGUUGUGCCUGUGCCUUCUGUUACAAUUAUGUGCGGUGACCAUGGCAAAAGAGACUAUACUGGACAUUCCAAUUAUUAGACGUACCUAUCGUGGAUAUCGUAAUUGGUUAUCGCAAACUUACGGUGGAAGGUCUUCUAACGUUCCCAAAUCAGUUCACCGUUUGAGACCAGGAGACAUAGAUGUCAUUGCCGCAAUGGGCGAUUCUUUGACAGUCUCGACAGCAGUUACCGCGGUUAGUGUGUUUCAAAUGUUGGUGGAAAAUAGAGGGAUAUCGGGGAGUAUCGGCGGGCAAGAAACAUGGCGAAAAUACCUGACGUUUCCUAAUAUUCUUAAAGAAUUCAACCCGAAGUUAAUAGGCUAUUCACUCGGAGAUUCUGUAAGUAUUCAUCCGGACGCGCAGUUGAACGUCGGCGAAACUGGUGCAAUGUCCGAAGACAUGCCUUUCAUGGCAAAAUAUCUGGUUAAAAAAAUAAAAAAUGACUUGAGGAUAGAUGUGAACAAAGAUUGGAAGUUGAUUUCGUUGAUGAUUGGGUCCAAUGAUUUCUGUCAGAAUAUGUGUGAAGGUCCUUCUCCAUGGUCUAUGUUAAAAAAACAUAAAAUUGAACUAAUUAACACUCUUAGAAUAUUGAAAGAUAAUUUGCCAAGAACUUUCGUUGCUCUUAUCCCACCACCUUACCUAAAACUACUUGUCGAAUAUCAUCGACAACAUGUGUGGCUGUGCAGAACGAUGUCAAUCAUUGAAUGUCCGUGUUUAUUUUCUUUGAAAUUUCAACAUCAAAAACUGGAAUAUUAUGAAGUAAUAAGAAGGUGGCAAGACUUAGAAAUAGAAAUCGCUAGUUAUCCAGAAUUUUAUAGAGAUGACUUUACUGUGGAAAUAUUACCAUUUCUUAGAAAUUCUACUAUACCGCUAGACAAGGAUGGAUAUCAAGAUAUGUCCUAUUUUGCUGUUGAUUGCUUUCAUUGGAAUGCAAAUGGUAUAUGGAACAAUUUGUUAGAACCAGCCGAUAACAGGACUAUCUUUUCCAAAAAUAUAUUUGAAAGAUUCUUGUGCCCUACUUCUAAGAGUCCAUACUUGACGACGCAUAAAAAUCGACAAGAGAUUAACAAAGCUCGAGAUUAAACAUAGCUCCUCUAUAUGUUUUUUUGGUUUGUUAUUCAAUUAAAGAUUUUUCUAUUACAAUCCUUUACUAAUGUAUAUAUUUAUGUAUAAUUGAUAAAAAGAAAGUUAUUUUUCUACGCUUGUUCGUUCUUGUAUAUCAUAAUUUUUUUCAAGUGAUGAUAUCGACGGUGGUGAAAAGACCUUCAGUUAAGUGCAAGAGUACAUGCAGAUAAUGUGAGACUCGAC